This is a messenger RNA of Drosophila elegans, 1742 nucleotides long. Its product is annotated as glycoprotein-N-acetylgalactosamine 3-beta-galactosyltransferase 1. The transcript is spliced from 4 exons. Gene Ontology annotation, molecular function: N-acetylgalactosaminide beta-1,3-galactosyltransferase activity. The record is from RefSeq and is a predicted model, not a curated record. The coding region runs from base 768 to 1742 and encodes 324 amino acids. NCBI's taxonomy places the organism in Eukaryota, Metazoa, Arthropoda, Insecta, Diptera, Drosophilidae. Gene Ontology annotation, cellular component: membrane.
GCCACAACUCAUCUGGUAACUUGAGCACGUAAACUGAGACAUUAAUGUGCCACAUAAGCAGAAUAUCGCAUACCGUUCACAGGUUCCUUACUUUCUGCUUGACAGUUUCACAUGAAAACCAUACAUAAGUUGCUCACAUGUGUUUAUUGAAAACUAUACACAAAUUUGUGGGCCUUUUGUUUUUGCAACAAUGGAGGAGGCGAGCGGUUGAAUAAUCUUUUUUUUAUAUAUUUUUGACAGCUAUUUGUUUUGUUGAGCAGGCCAAAAAUAGAUACGAGUAUCUAUGCAAAUCAGGAAACGUGUUUGAAACGAAUCAAAACUUGUGGGUUUGGAUUCCAUGAAAAGUGUCACAACAUUGCCUAGGGAAAGGGGGAACAAAAGUGCCAGAUGAGGUAGGUGGCCAAGUAAUCGAUACUCCACUUUAAAUUUGUCUAGUUUCUAGUUUAGUCAACAUUUUAUGAACUGACCAAACCCUUUCCGGACUUUUCGAACCACUCUGGCCGCCCCUCCACUUUCAACUGCAAAGUUUUGCAUCAACUCAAAAGCCAUACGCAUCAAUGAAAGACGAUGGCGAAACGUCUUCGCAGCCGGAGUCGUCAGGUGGGUUAAUAAUUCUAAUUGAAAAAGGCAAUUUGUAUGCGGCGGGCGAAGGGAAACCAAAGGCAGCACGGACAGACAAAAGCACUCAAUAUAAUUAAAUUGACGACGGACCACCCAGCGCCAAUAACUCCACCAUCUGCACCAGCAAUUCAAGUAAUAGUUUCAAAAUGCCCCGACUGUUCAGUACACGGCGCCUCUUCUUUGGCGGCAAGAAUAGGUUUACCCUUUGCACUGGAAUUUAUUUGCUACUCCUGGGCACCGCAUGCUUUUUGAUUAUACGGCAAGUCUGUAGGGACUUCGAAACUGAAGAGGUCGCGGUUUCUGUCGCUCCACCUCCACGCAUUUUCUGCAUAAUUAAGUCAUAUGCGUACCGCCACGAGCAUGCCUCAAUCCACAUCCAUCGCACUUGGGCCAAGCACUGCGAUCACCACCUAUUCGUCAGCGAUGAUGUUCAUCCCUACUUGGAGCCGGCGGUGUUUCUGAAUCUCCACGACAAAUGGCUUCGGCUGAGGGCCCACCUGGAGUACGUCUACAAGUAUCACUUCCAUCAGGGGGACUGGUUCCUCUACGCCAAUGAUGAUAAUUUUGUGGUUGUGGAGAACCUUCGAGACAUGUUGAAGUCCUACAGCCCCGAUGAGCUUAUCUAUUUCGGCUGCAAACUGCGCACACCCAACGGUUUGGUCUUUAUGUACGAAGCAUCCGGCAUUGUCCUCAGUGGAGCUGCUCUGAAGCGAUUUACACUCUCUGCGCUGACCAACGAAAGCAUCUGCAGCUCGAAGGAAAAGGGAAAUGAGGCCACCGAGGAACUGGGUCGAUGUCUCACCAAUGUCAAUGUGAUAGCCGGCAAUAGUCGAGAUGAGUGGCAGGGACACCGAUUCCUGCCCUUCGAAUACGAUGUGCAUUUGGGGGGCCACUUAAACGAAUCCCUCGAACUACACAAAUAUUUCCUGAGCCAUUCAUACUAUCCAGUAAUUGAUAUGAACUUGCCGGUUUCUUUGCGAUCAAUUUGCUCUCACUUGAACAGCAUUUACAACAUUUAUGACUUGUACUACUUUACAUAUAAAGUUCGAAUGUUUGGAGUUCCAUUCGAUUUUGAGUCUGAUCACAACAAUUUAUGGAAUAGACAACUUUUACAUGGAUGA